CUUUCUCCGAGUAUUUCUUGCCGGGGGGGCCGCCGCUGACGUGCCACUUGUGGCUUGGGGACAGGCCUGUGGCUUGACUGUCCACUGCGCCCCAACUCAGCCCUCCACCCUCCACCCCGGCCCUCUCCACCCGCCACCCCUGCUCAGGGCACCACGCUGUCCCCCCUGACACCAUCGUGGCCAUCGGCGUCUUGAUGGGGGAGUGAGAGACCAGCCCCGCUGGCCAGCCAUGGGCCUCCCCACCGUGUCUGGCCUGCUGCUGCUCCUGGUGUUCCAGGCGCUGCUGGUGGCAGUCCAUACCUCGGGGGAUGCUGGCUGGGACGAGGACAGUCCGUGUCCCCCUGGAAAAUAUCUCCACCCUGAGAAUAGCUCCAUCUGCUGUACCAUGUGCCACAAAGGCACCUUCUUGAAAAACCACUGCAAGAACUCAUGGAUGAGCACAGACUGUGAGGUUUGUCCUGAGGGCACCUACUUAGCCCGAGAGAACUACCAUCCAAAUUGCAUCGAUUGCGAUUAUUGUGAAGAUGUAAUGAACCAGGUGGAGAUUACUCCAUGCAGGAACGACCAGAACACCGUGUGUGGCUGCUUACCCAACCAUUAUCGCCGUUACAUGGGCGAUCUCUUCUUUUGCGAGCCCUGCAGCUCCUGUUCUAAUGGCACCGUGAAUCGUCCCUGCCAGGAAAAUCAUGACGCCUGGUGUAUCUGCAAUAACGGAUUUUUCCUGGAAGAUAAUAAGUGUUUACACUGUAGCAAAUGUAAGAACGGCUCAGCUUGCAUGAAAACAUGCUUCCCUAACACUAACAGUGAUUCGGUUUAUACACCAGAGGAAGGAGCCACCAAAGUGCUUUUGCCGCUGGUGAUCUUCUUUGGUCUCUGCCUCUUGUUCCUCCUCUUGCUGGUAUUUCUGUGCCGCUUCCCUCGGUGGAAGUCCAAGCUCACGUCCAUUGGUGAGUGGUCUGUCCUGGAAAACUAUCCACUUCUAUCAAAGAGGGGGAACCUGAUCCCGAGAAACGUGGGCCAGCAGGCCCUUACCCUCCCCCGGCCUUCAGCCCCUUCCGCACCUUCUCCCCCUCUGCCCCUUUCUCAACCUCGGAAAGCUGGUCCUACUUCGGACCCCCCAUUCCCGCAGACGGCCCCGCCCCUCCUGACGGCCUCCCCUGCCCCGGGGGCUCCAGAUCUCACCUCCAGCCUCCUGCCCAAGGUGGGGGACAGCACCCCGCAGCAGCACCCGGACCCGGACGACCCCGCCACCCUGUACGCCGUGGUGGACGGAGUGCCUCCGACCCGCUGGCGGGAGUUCGUGCGGCGCCUGGGCCUCGGCGAGCAUGAGAUCGAGCGGCUGGAGCUGCAGAACGGGCGUUGCCUGCGGGAAGCGCAGUACAGCAUGCUGGCGGCCUGGAGGCACCGCAUGCCCCCGCAACGAGGCCUUCUGGAGCUGCUGGAACGCGUGCUCGGAGACAUGGACCUGCGGGGAUGCCUGGAGGACAUCCAGGAGGCUCUGCAAAGCCCACGGCCACGCCCACCCAGGUGAGGGC
Messenger RNA from Suncus etruscus (white-toothed pygmy shrew), 1535 nucleotides. It is a transcript of the gene TNFRSF1A, whose product is annotated as TNF receptor superfamily member 1A. Lineage: Eukaryota; Metazoa; Chordata; Mammalia; Eulipotyphla; Soricidae. Gene Ontology annotation, biological process: prostaglandin metabolic process; tumor necrosis factor-mediated signaling pathway; inflammatory response. Gene Ontology annotation, molecular function: tumor necrosis factor binding; tumor necrosis factor receptor activity. Gene Ontology annotation, cellular component: mitochondrion; signaling receptor complex; membrane raft. The record is from RefSeq and is a predicted model, not a curated record.